UUUUUGUGUGUGCGUACCUUAUUCUCACUUUCUCACACCUCACUCACACUCACACUCACACUCGCACUUAACUUACACUUGCACUCUCUCAAAUUCCUCUCUCACUCUCCGCCACAACUUACUCGCGCUCUUUUUUCUCUUCUUUUCUUUUCUUUUCUUUUAUAUAUAUAUAUAUAUAUAUCUUUCUAGUUCUCGCAACAGAUAAAUCCACAUUGCUCUUUCCACCAACAUAGAACUCUUUCCUCCUCAUCCUCUUCCAUCCUCACUCUUUUCCAUCCUGUAUCCUUUUAAAUUCUCAACUCUUUCGAUUUGAGGAUCGUUACGCCACAACCCCCAAUCACAGCCCUCAUUUGUCUCCAACAGUUCUCUUUGCCCUUGCCGUUGCCACACAUUCCACUCGCAGUAAUCACACAUAAUUCCAUGUCAGAGUCAAUACGAAGCCUCAAUGGCUUACGAUUCCGUCCAUGUCAACCUCGAUUUCAACUCUUUCGAUUCCUUUCCUCUUUAUUCGUCCUCAUCCUCUGCAACCUACUACUGCUUUGUCCAACAACCGAGGCAUGGCCCUAUGUCGAUUGCUCGGGCGCAAACCCAAUCUUUGCCCUCCAAAGGGCUAGAGCCCAUUAUGACCACACCAACAAUUCGAUCGGUCUCUUGCUCGAAGGACAAUUCACUGACACGUAUUGGGCUCAAGGUUAUUCAGUAGAAGCAACAAGUCAAUGGAGAACAUCAAUUCAAACCACCAUCAUGGGGACUCAGCUUUACAGAAGCGAAGGUCCAGCAUGUAUGGCUGAUGGAGGCAUGAUCAUCGGAGGUUGCCCAACAGCUGCAGGCAAAGGCACAAUCCAAACGAGCUUCAACAUUUCUCAGUCCGCUCCAUUUGCAGAACUGAUGAUAACGCUUCAAAUCAUUGGCAGUAACAACCAGUCGAUUGCAUGUGUAGCAGUACUAUUGGAACAGACGAUGCCCGAGGUCAGCACUGCCAUAAGCUAUUUACCCUUGGCACUUGCAGUGCUCUCCGGAGCCAUCAGUCUAACCGCGACCAUCAUGAGAGCAUCUGUCGGGAACGGCUUCUUGGGCGCCGUGGCCUCUUAUGGUCUUCCUACCGAAAUCAUCUCAGUCCAUACUCCUGGAUUCUUUGAUAUAAUCUUCUAUACACAGUUCAUGUUGAUGACAGGACAACUCUCAGUCAACUACCCAUCCUUCUAUUCAACUUUCACAUCCCUUUUUCAUUGGUCUUUUCUAGAAUUCGCCGAUACAUUAACCGGAAAGGGUCCAGCAAAUGCAACAGAUGUGCUGAAGUACGGAGGAUCCGGAUCCGUCAACCUCAUCAAGGGAUCACAAUCUCCUGGAUGGAACGGCACAAACACCAAUAAUAACGAAACCUUUACCUUGAGCGCCACCAGCACCGAUACUAUCAACAGCAAAAACCUUUUCCGAAAGAGGCGUCAGUUGUACCCACUACAACAAGGAGGAGAUGAAGAGCGGUCAUUUGAUUUGAAUGGAGUCCUGCCGGCUAUUGGGACAACACAGGCAGCAGCUUCAAUCCUUCGACCAACAGCAUUAAGAGUAACAUCAGCUAUUUAUUUGCCAUCAAUAGUUGCAACACCUGCGCCUGAACCAACCGCCUUCCCAGUAACAACUCAAUCUCUACCAAGGGUGAAACGGCAGAAAGCUAUGGAUUCUCCAACAGAUGUUGAGUCAUCUCCAGAGCCAUCAUCAAGCACUUCAUCAACCUCUACCAGCUCAACCAUCUCUUCCUCCUCCUCCUCCUCCUCCUCCUCCAGCUCAUCCGACUCGACAAGCUCCUCAUCAUCCUCUCGCACUAAACAGACUUCAAAAGGAAGCGGGCCAAAACCAACACCUCCAGCAUCGCGAACGGCACCAGUCCGUCCACCCGCGUCCUCGACUUCAACAGCAUCGCUGGUCAUCCCAACGAUCACAGACGCAUUUACAAACCAGACUUGGGUCUCUGUUCAAUACAACAUCUCGAGAUUCGGUAUGGAGGCCUACGCAGCAGCCAUUGGAGCCUUUCCCUCAUCUCUCUUCCUCGGAACAAUCAUCAAUGCUGCAUUAGCAGCUGCAGGUUCGCUCUUGAUCUCAGCAGCACUCUUAGGUGUAGCAUGGAUUAUGGCCAAAGAAAACCAUCAGCGUGGCAAGACACUUUAUCAUGCUCUCAACUUUGUAGUAGGCAACCUACUCCGCGUUUGGUCAUUGCUCUAUACCCCAUUAGCACUCUCUGCAAUGUAUCAGCUGACAAUAUCUGGAAAUGUAGGGUUAACUAUUUCAUCAGCAGCUAGUUUGCUUAUUGUUUCAGUAGCCCUGACUAUAUUCUUCGCUUGGAGGAUCCUUCGUGCCUCAUCAGAACUUCUUCUCUAUGACGACCAAGCAACUUUACUUAAAUACGGUACCCUUUACAACACUCUAGUCCAGGAAGGUACCCUUUUCUUUUUAGUCACCUUGCUUGUCCGGUUCUUGUGGGGGUUGGCGAUUACAAUGCUCUCAUCAUUCGGGGUUGCGCAAGUAGUCGUGCUAAUGGUCGUCGAGCUUGGAUAUGUACUAAUGAUCGGCAUUAAAUGGCCCCAUGCACAAUCUGGUGACAACAAAUUCCAUCUCUUCUUGGGCAUCAUCCGGAUCGUCAUCACUGGUUGCUCCAUCGCUUAUAUUCAUGACUUGGAAGCAUCCCCAGAUCUACGACAGUUGGUUGCAUACAUUCAAAUGGCACUACAUUUGGCAGUAUUUAUUGUCAUGUUUGCGCUCGUGCUCUGGAAUAUAAUUCAAGUCUGUAUGUUCUCCAAAAUCCGGCGUUCAGGAGCAUGGAAAGGGCCUACAAAGACCUAUAGUUUUGAUGACCCCAUCGAGGAUCCUGAACAAACAUGGGGACUUGCCUCAGGACGGCCACUCACGAGAGGAGGCGCAGGAGAAGGUAUUGGCAAUGGUCUUGUCAGUCAUCGACAUGAUGUUCAGGAUCCUAAAAACAAAAGGUUCACAGUCCUGUCAUAUCCAUCUUUAGGCAGCAAUAACCAUGUUGGUAGCAGAGCACAACGACUAACUAUGCAGCAUGUGUUACAUGCACCCCCCACCAGCCUUGCACAGCACCAGAUGCUUCAUCCUGAUGACUCUGAUGACGAUACAUUGAGAUAUGGAUCUCCUGCUGAAAGGUAUCGACAGUCAAGACUGAUGGACCAUCAUCAGUCUCGGUUUGGGCCGGCUGCUGCUGCUGCUGCUGCUGCUGCUGCUGCUGCUGCUGCUGGCGCAGGAUCUGAAGAUGGUGGCUCGGCAGCGGACGAUCUCAUGCUGGAAACCCAUCUCAGCAGCCUUACUCCUCUGACAGGACCUGUUGGAUCAGGCUCUCGACCCUCAAACUCGCCACCCUCUCGUCCACAUUCCCAAGGUCUCUCUAGUGAUGCUACCGGAUCGACGAAACUCGGCAGUAGCAACCGACGAUCACCAUCUCCUGUAGGUGUCCGUGGACACUUGCCUCAGAGAGAAUCAUAUGCCAAUUUCCAAAGAAUGUCUCAUCAACAGCAGGACCCUAGGACCAGGAGAAUGUCCGAUAUCAUGCGUGAUGGGCCUUAUCUUUACGACCCACGCAAGGAAGGAGGACAAGAGAACACGGCGGUUAACGAAGCGUCACAUAACGUGCCCAAGAAGAGCUUGUUUUCAGGAUUUGCUUCCUCUUUGGGAGCAAUGUUCAGGUUCGGAAGACAAUCAAGGAAUGCACCCAAGUCUGCAGAUGGUUCAAAGCCCAAAGCUUUUGAAGUCAUGCGGCCGCCUCGUCCAAACCAUGUAUCCGGGGAGCCGUCUUCGACUGGCUUCGGUGGCGGCUCUGUAUUGGAUGAGACUGGUUCUCAAGCAGGAGGCGAUCAGGUUCGGGAACUGAAUCCGUUGGGGAUUUAUCAGGUCAUUAGGGCGAACGGCCGCGGCUAUGAGACAGGCCGGAAUCUGUUUGUGGCGAAUCCAUCCGCCAUGAUCUCCAGGACGGGAAGCUUAGUCUCGACUGUCUCUGGAGCUGUGGGCGCCGGCGGUGGUUAUUCUAACUAUCAAGCAUCUGGCUCGCCCACUGUCUCUGCAACUAUCACAGCGAAUGCAAGGCUAAAGAGAAACGGAUCAGGCACUGCAGAAUCUGUCAAGACACUAAACUAUCCAAGACCUAGAGGCGUGAGUUCGGGGCUUGGAGGAUCAAAUCUUGCGGGUGACCGAAAUUCAAUUGGUGCCACAUCAGAGCAUGGUGGCUCAGAUCGAGGCUCAAGGAGGACUUCUUACGCUGCGGGAGGCAACACCAUACUGACCCCAGUACCUGGGAGCAGCGCAGCUAGUCAGUUCUAUCCCUCACGCCAUUCUGCUGAGAGUACAAACAACAUUGCAGAAGCGCUUACGAUUGACGCGCCUCUGUUGCUCCAGGGUGGUGGAAUCCUAAGAGUUUCAAAGGGGCCUGAGAAGGCUGUUCAGUAUCACAAGGAGGCUGGGCAAUAUGUCGAAUCGAUUGCGGAGUCGCUGAAGGACGAGAAAUCCGAGGAGCGCGACAGGGUACUAGCUGUAUCGUCAUCAGUAUCAUCAUCUGCCCCAGCGGCGGUGCCGGCUUCAGCUACAGCUUCAGUCCCAGUCACAACCGCAAGGACAGGAUUAGGAUCAGCAGGUCUCGCUGGAGAGACUGUGACGAUGGAUGCACCAUCUUUGCUUCUUCCAUCUAUUCAAGCUCAAUCAGUACAAGCUCGGGGUCAGGUACAAGCAACGCCGCAAGAUGAAGAGUUUUCGCCUUCGCCUGUCAAGGCCCGUUCAUUGGCUGGAAGCAGUAUUUUAAGCGGUAGUGCUGGUAAUAACAAUAAACCUGGAAAUGAACAGAGUACUACUGCUAGUGGUAGCGGCAGUGGUGGUGCUCCUUCAAGUCCUACGGAGAGCCAGGAGAGCCCAACAACGGCACAGGUGGCGGCUAGUGCUGGAAGGAUGCACGAGAUCUUGGGCCGCAUGUUUUCGGAUCGAUCGGUACGUCUCCACAGUGACCAUGAGCAUGAUUCAGAUUCUAUUAUGAGUGAAGGAGAUACGGCUUCGACGUUUUCAGGACGGAUGUCGAUGCUAAAGCAACAACAACACCAAGGCGAUAACCAUAACCAUGGUUAUGGCUAUGGCUAUAGUACUGGUGCUACAACUACAGGUGAGGGAAAGCGACUAUCUUUAGAUGCCCAGUCUAUGGAACGGUACGAUAUGCUAGAACCCGUGGCUGAGGGCUCGGACAUGGAAACAGACUCUGAACUUCAGAACAAUCACCGGAAACAACAACAGGAUCUUGAUGAAGAUCGAACACCACGACAGUCAAUGCUUGCUCUUCCUGCUGCCAAUACUGCUAGUACCUCUGCUGCUACUUCUGGCGCCAGUACCGACCAUGGCCCUAGUCAUCAAUCACCCAUAUCUAGCCCUGAAGUAAAGGGAGUCUCAGCUCCUGUGACCAACUCUGUCAAGGAAACCUCUUUGACUACAGCAGAGAAGCCAUACUCAUCUGAAUCUCCACUGAUGCGUACCUUUUCUGGAUCAUCUCAACCCCGAGUAUCUAUGUCAAAACAAAACUCAUUCUCUAGUCGCCCCCUGGCACAAUCGCCGCUGCAUUCGCCUUCCGUUCAGUUGGGCUCUGGAUCUGUUGGUGGUGAUCUAAGUCGCCAGACCUCCAUUCAUUCUGGUGGAGUCAAGAUGGAGUAUCUGGACAUGGACUGGUUAAAUCGCGACCCCAACUCUCCCUCAAACGAUCCGCACAACCUCGAUAAUAUGUAUGAACGCAGCAACAACUUUUUGAAUCGUAAUGCGUCGAUCGGCACAGUGCGUACCGAGGCUUCAUACAAGACUGCUGUCUCACAAUAUUCAUCUGAUGAUGAGGAAGUUUGAAAAACAGUGCGUCAAGAUGCUUUAUGUAUACCUUUGUACAAAAACGUGUAAUAAAAGAUGCAAAC
Lobosporangium transversale is the source of this 5939-nucleotide messenger RNA. RefSeq lists its product as hypothetical. The coding region runs from base 421 to 5874 and encodes 1817 amino acids. The transcript has 4 exons. Gene Ontology annotation, biological process: transmembrane transport. The record is from RefSeq and is a predicted model, not a curated record. Lineage: Eukaryota; Fungi; Mortierellomycota; Mortierellomycetes; Mortierellales; Mortierellaceae.